AUGUCAGAAAACCAGUAUGCUCCCUUGACUCCAGCAGUUGUUCGUAUUCUAACAGAUAAGCUUUAUGAAAAGAGGAAAUCAGCAGCUUUAGACAUUGAGAAACAAGUUCGAGAUCUCUAUGCCUCUAAUCAGCUUUCUCAAUUGGACAAAUUACUCACGGUGCUCCGUGAGUUGGCUAUGGGAUCCAGCAGCCACACCAGACAAGGUGGGCUGAUUGGCUUAGCUGCUGCUGCCAUUGCUUUGGGAAAGAACGCUGGUCCUUUCACUACUAACCUGAUAGAGCCCGUUUUGGCUUGUUUCAAUGAUCCAGACCUGAGAGUUCGCUACUAUGCCUGUGAAUCUUUAUAUAAUAUCGUGAAAAUAUGUAAAACUGGAGUGUUGGAACACUUUGAGCAAUUGUUUGAUGUUUUGUGGAAGCUUUCUGCUGAUUCUGAUCAGAACGUACGAAGUGGAGCUGAACUGUUGGAUAGAUUAUUGAUGGACAUAGUUGUAGCACAAGAUAACUUCGAUAUCGCCAAGUUGAUGGUCCUACUUCGUGAAAGAAUAUAUGGACAAAUAAGCUCACAUCGUCGAUUUAUCGUCUCAUGGUUAAACACGCUGUUGACUACACCUAGUUUCAACUUACUUCCAUACUUGUCAGAAGUUUCGGAUGGGCUCCUGAAAAUGCUCGGUGAUGCUCAACCUGCCGUUCGGGAUGUCACCGAAACCGUUUUGGGCCAAUUCCUGUUAGGCAUCAAGAAUAACCCACUAGCCCUGAGCGAUGCUGAUCGAGCUCAGAUUGUUAAUGUGCUCAUAGUACACUCACAUGAAGAUGAAACCGCCCUGUGUCGUCGUUUAGCCUUGAGCUGGAUGGAUGAAUUCAUAAGAAUUUAUCAGGAGAAACUGCUGCCGUUCCUGGCUCCUUACUUGAAAGCCAUACUUCCAUCCCUGGAGAAUGAUGGAUUGAAAGCUAAGAGUAUUAACGAGUACCUGCUCAAUUUAGUUAACGAAAAAUCUGAAAUAGAUCAUGAAGGAAUGGAUAAUGUGAUUGAUGUCCUUCUUCUCAAUAUUCAGCACAACCGUGACGACACCAGGAUUGCGGUUCUCAAUUGGAUUAGGCAUUUGCAUGUGAACUUGCCUGUUCAGCUCUUUGUUCAUAUGGAUCGGAUCUUUCCUCGUUUGUUGGCUACUCUAUCAGAUACAUGCGACAAGCUUUCUUCCGUAUCACCCUUCCUCAUCAAGUUUUCCAUUUCCUUACUCGAAAUGUUCCGUGCUGACACUGACCUUCUGAAUGAUCGAGGAGUAUUGAUUGUGCGACAACUUUGUCUUCUACUUGAUCCAGCUCACAUCUUCUUAGCUUUGAGCGUUCUGUUGCUGGAAAAAGAAGAGAAUGUCACAUUCAUUCAGAAAGUUGUUUCAAUGCUUCAUGGUGUACUAUUAACAGCUACAGAGUUGUUCGUUCUCCGUGACCAACUGAAAGACUUGAAAGAUCCAGAAACUGUUCCUCUGUUCGAAUGUAUUUUCCGAUGUUGGUGUCAUCGUCCAAUUGCUCUACUCGGACUUUGUCUUCUGUCUCAACACUACUCGCAGGCUGAGAAGAUAGCUCUGCUGUUAUCAAAAGUGGACAUCACGUUAGAUGUUCUUAUUGAAGUGGAUAAACUGGUCAGCAUGUUGGAGAGUCCUGUUCUAGCCUACGUUCGUAUGGAUUUACUCUCAAACACCCAUCAACGUCAUCUGUCAACUGUGCUUUCUGCUCUUCUCAUGAUUCUUCCUCAAUCGGAUGCUUUCCAUACUCUUCAUAAACGGCUUCAAGCUGUUCCUGCUUUAACGACCGUUGGAAGUAAAGCAGAAGUUGUAAAGGCGAAAGUCAAUUUCGAUUCUCUCUUCACUUAUUUGGAUCAAGCACUUCAGCGAAGACAACAAGAGAUCCGUCGACAUCAUCGGCAGAUAAUGCAGUCAACGCUCAAGCAACUAACUAUUAGCAACUAA
Auanema sp. JU1783 is the source of this 1968-nucleotide messenger RNA. The record is from the annotation of a GenBank genome assembly. Lineage: Eukaryota; Metazoa; Nematoda; Chromadorea; Rhabditida; Rhabditidae.